Messenger RNA from Oncorhynchus nerka (sockeye salmon), 3288 nucleotides. Its product is annotated as AP-2 complex subunit alpha-2. The coding region runs from base 117 to 3032 and encodes 971 amino acids. NCBI's taxonomy places the organism in Eukaryota, Metazoa, Chordata, Actinopteri, Salmoniformes, Salmonidae. Gene Ontology annotation, cellular component: membrane coat; AP-2 adaptor complex. Gene Ontology annotation, biological process: intracellular protein transport; clathrin-dependent endocytosis. Gene Ontology annotation, molecular function: clathrin-cargo adaptor activity. The record is from RefSeq and is a predicted model, not a curated record. The transcript has 23 exons.
UGGAGUCUGUGGCUCAAGUGACCCCGCCUCUUUAACAAAAACUCCCGAACAACUGAUAUAAAGUGUAUUUACGGUCUGACUGCGGAGAACAGGCUAAAAAUAUCGCGUGGAACAAAAUGCCUGCAGUCUCUAAAGGAGAUGGAAUGCGUGGCCUCGCUGUGUUUAUAUCGGACAUUAGGAACUGUAAAAGUAAAGAAGCAGAGAUCAAGAGAAUUAACAAAGAGUUGGCCAACAUCCGCUCAAAAUUUAAAGGAGACAAGGCACUAGAUGGCUACAGUAAGAAGAAAUAUGUGUGCAAGCUGCUUUUCAUAUUCCUUCUUGGCCAUGACAUCGACUUUGGCCACAUGGAGGCAGUCAACCUGCUCAGCUCCAACAAGUACACAGAGAAACAAAUUGGUUACCUGUUCAUCUCAGUGCUGGUCAACUCAAACAGUGACCUCAUCAGCCUUAUCAACAAUGCCAUAAAGAAUGACCUGUCCAGCAGGAAUCCCACUUUCAUGAACCUGGCCUUGCACUGCAUUGCCAAUGUGGGCAGCAGGGAGAUGGCUGAGGCUUUUGCAGCUGAGGUGCCCCGCAUCCUGGUGGCUGGGGACACCAUGGACAGUGUGAAGCAGAGUGCUGCCCUGUGCCUGCUGCGUCUCAACAGGACCUCUCCAGACCUGGUACCCAUGGGCGAGUGGACCACCCGGGUGGUUCAUCUGCUCAAUGACCAACACCUGGGUGUGGUGACCGCUGCCACCAGCCUGAUUACCACACUGGCACAGAAGAGCCCAGAGGACUUCAAGACAUCUGUCUCCUUGGCUGUAGCCAGACUCAGCAGGAUCGUCUCCUCGGCCUCCACUGACCUGCAGGACUACACCUACUAUUUUGUUGCAGCUCCCUGGCUUUCUGUCAAGCUCCUGCGUCUCCUACAGUGCUAUCCUCCGCCUGAGGAUGGUGCGAUCCGGGGCCGUCUGACGGAAUGUCUGGAAACCAUCCUGAACAAGGCCCAGGAGCCUCCCAAGUCGAAGAAGGUGCAGCACUCCAACGCUAAGAACGCUGUGCUGUUUGAGGCCAUCAGUCUAAUCAUCCACCAUGACAGCGAGCCCACUCUGCUGGUGCGGGCCUGUAACCAGCUGGGCCAGUUCCUCCAGCACCGGGAGACUAACCUGCGCUACCUGGCCCUGGAGAGCAUGUGCACCCUAGCCAGCUCCGAGUUCUCCCAUGAGGCUGUUAAGACACACAUCGAGACAGUCAUAAAUGCCCUCAAAUCGGAGAGAGAUGUCAGUGUGCGUCAGCGUGCUGUGGACCUGCUCUAUGCCAUGUGUGACCGCAGCAACGCCAAACAGAUUGUAGCAGAGAUGCUCAGCUACCUGGAGACAGCAGACUACUCCAUCAGAGAGGAGAUAGUGCUAAAGGUGGCCAUCCUGGCAGAGAAGUAUGCAGUUGACUACACCUGGUAUGUUGACACCAUCCUCAACCUGAUCCGCUUCGCUGGGGACUAUGUCAGUGACGAGGUCUGGUACCGCGUCAUCCAGAUCGUCAUCAACAGAGAUGAAGUACAAGGUUAUGCUGCCAAGACAGUGUUCGAGGCACUCCAGGCCCCAGCCUGCCAUGAGAACCUGGUGAAGGUCGGAGGGUACAUUCUAGGGGAGUUUGGGAACUUGAUAGCAGGAGAUUCAAGGUCAAGUCCACUCAUCCAGUUUGACCUGCUCCACUCCAAGUUUCACCUGUGCUCAGUGCCCACCCGGGCUUUGCUGCUCUCAACCUACAUCAAGUUCAUCAACCUUUUUCCUGAGGUGAAGGGCACCAUCCAGGAGGUUUUGCGCUCAGACAGCCAGCUCCGCAAUGCAGACGUUGAGCUACAGCAGCGUGCUGUGGAGUACCUGCGCCUCAGCUCUAUCGCCAGCACUGACAUACUGGCCACGGUGUUGGAGGAGAUGCCUCCAUUCCCUGAGAGGGAGUCCUCUAUACUGGCCAAACUCAAGAGGAAGAAGGGACCAGGAAACCUGCAUCCCGAUUUGGAUGAGAACCGCAAGGAACGCAGUGUCAAUGGGGGUACUGCAGACCAUAGCAGCACUACCUCAAAUGCCAAGGUGUUCGCGUCCCCCACUACCUCCACAGACCUGCUUGGCCUGGGCAGCACCAUUGCCACUCAAAACUCUGCCCCUCCUGCCUCUAAGGGGGCAAGCCUGCUGAUGGAUGUCUUCUCUGGAAACACAGCAGCCUUUCCUGUAGAGACACCAGUGGCAGUGGGGCCUGUUGCAGAUGAGAACUUCUCCAGUUUCCUGCCGAAUACUCCACAAGUAGCAUAUGCCAACGCCACUCUGCCCACUGCAGAGGAACCUGAAGACAAGUUUGUUUGCAAGAACAAUGGUGUCCUGUACGAGAACCAGCUACUCCAGAUCGGCCUGAAGUCUGAAUUCCGACAGAAUUUGGGUCGGAUGUAUGUGUUCUUUGGUAACAAGACAUCAACCCAGUUCAUGAAUUUCGCUGCCUCUGUGGUCUGCCAAGAUGCUCUGCAGGCUCAACUGAAUGUCCAUGCCAAGCCUGCAGACCCCACUGUGGACGGGGGUGCACAACUCCAGCAAAUACUCAACAUUGAAUGUGUGUCUGACUUUGUGGAUGCACCUGUGCUCAACAUUCAGUUUAGGUACGGGGGAACUCUCCAGAACAUUGCUGUUAAACUGCCUAUUACUUUAAACAAGUUCUUCCAGCCUACAGAGAUGACAUCGCUGGACUUCUUUCAGCGCUGGAAACAACUUGGAGCCCCUCAGCAAGAGGUACAAAAUAUCUUCAAAGCAAGGCAUUCCAUGGACACAGAGGUUACCAAAGCCAAGAUAAUGGGGUUUGGUGCUGCUUUGCUGGAUGGGGUAGAUCCAAACCCCUUCAACUUUGUGGGAGCUGGUGUCAUCCAUACAAAGACCACCCAGGUUGGCUGCCUCUUGAGACUGGAGCCUAAUACUCAAGCACAGAUGUACCGCUUAACACUCAGGACAAGCAGAGAUACUGUGUCACAGCGCCUUUGUGAUCUGCUCUCAGAACAAUUCUGAACUGUUUCCAGAUCAGGUCUUCUUACUUGGCAUACCAUAGAACUGUACAAGCUCCCCCUGCCACUUCUGAAGACACCACAUAGUUCAUAACAAACAGGUCACACUUAUCCUUCCCGUCUGUUUCAAUUUAAUUGGAAUUGAUAGUGUAAAUUCUUUUUAUAUUUGACUUAUUAUAAAUGUACUGUAUAUCAUUUUUCACUCACUUUACUAAUAUUUCACUGCAUUAAAUCUGCCUUAUGUCCUUGUGCGCAAAGAA